UAAAAAGCUUUUUAAUAGAUUUUUUAAAAAGAGAGAGAUCAAAUAAUCUUUUUCGCUUUUUUAUCUUUUCAUUUAAAUCAUGCCGUAGAUUAAGGUUACCUGAGAAUGAGCUGCGGAAAACCAAUCAACCGAUGAAUGAUUUGUCACCGUGAUUGUGAACUUAAACAAUUGCGACCGCGAUGCGUUACAAAAUUUUGCAACCCGGUUGCUCAGAGUUAAUUGAUAUAUUGAUAUAUCAACAAGAAUGAACAUAGUGAAAUGAUUAUCUCACUUAACUCAUUCCAUCCUAUUAAGAUCGAAAUGUCAAACGAACGGGCGUCAUAUUCGAUGGACGAUGCCAGCAUUCAUUCGAACCAUACCGAAGCUAUAGACGAUGCGAACACUGGCUCAAAGCAUGUUGAAUCUACUGAUAAUGUCGGCACUAAUUUGAAGCCAAAUCAUUGUGAAUCUAAGGAUGAUGUUAAAAUUCGUCUAAAGCAGCAUAUCGAGACGAAUUAUGGUCAAGGGGGUUUUCAUCCGGUGCAUCUCAACGAUACCUUCAAGCAUGAUCGCUACAAGAUCAUACACAAACUAGGACAUGGAGGAUUUGCGACCGUAUGGCUUGCUCGAGAUGUUAAGAGAGAAAGAUAUGUUGCUGUGAAAGUUCUCGCAUCACGAUUGUCAAGUGGUUCACCAGAAGUUUCCAUAUUACGCGCAAUGAAAGAUAGGUGAGUAACGUACCAUGGGUUUUUACUCCAGCAUUGUUAGGUUCUAGCCUUCAAUUCAAUACUUCGCAUUUUAUCUUUCUGAUAAUUAUGCUUGUGUCUGUGUCUUAUGCCGUUGAUCAUUCAUUACAAAGCUGAUAUUAAGCUGGAAAUGAAAUCUGUAUUCUCAUUCCUACUUUCAAAGAAAUUUUGACCUUGGAUUUCUUUUGCCCCUUGAAAUCUAUACGUCGAAUUACUAACCCCGUUGUUUGAUUAGCUCAGAGCAUAUUGGAAAGCCUCACGUCAUGUCCUUGCUAGACCAUUUUACCCACCAGGGCCCAAAUGGAAGUCAUUUAUGCCUUGUCUCAGAGGUUGGAGGCCCCAGCAUCAAAGAGUUCAAUGAUUGCCCUGGUGAAUACAAAGGAAGUCGCCGUUUAGAAGCAUCUGUAGCCCGAAACGUUUGUUUGCAGGUUAUAAAUGGCUUGGAUUACAUUCAUACUACCGGCAUCGCUCAUGGAGGUAUGCCAUCUACAUAAGUCCUUUAUUAAUCCAUUAGUUGAUCAUGAAAUAUAGAUCUCACUCCUGCCAAUAUCUUACUACAGCUUGCUAAUAUCGAUGAGUGGACCGAAGAUCAAAUCCACGAAAGAUUAGGUGUCCCUCAAAAACAAGAGAUUGACUGUUCCAGCUCUCAGCUCCCAGCAUCAGCAUCUUCCUUCCCCGAUUAUGCAGUUGUCGCAAUAAAUAUGAAGGAAGUGAACCCUAUCUGGCUAUCCGAGAAAAUCAUUAUAAUCGAUUUCGGUAUCGCUUUUUUUCUAAAGAAGUCAUCCUUAGACUUUGGUACUCCCAAAAGCUACUGCGCACCCGAGUUCUUGUUUGGAGGCCAUCGAAGUAGCGCUUCAGACAUCUGGGCUUUGGGAUGCACAAUAUUUGAAAUUCGUACGGGAUCUCGAUUGUUCAAAUAUAAUGGCAUCCCAACCAAGGAUGAGAUGUUGAUAGCUACAGUGAAACGUUUAGGAACUCUUCCUCAUAAAUGGUGGGCUGUAUGGCGAGAAGGUCUGGAAUGGUAUAAAAAACAAACCGAAAUCACUACAGGAUCGAAGAUAGGAGAUAUACUUGAACAAAUCUUGGAGACCGGUGCACACGAUGGGGAUGUUCCUGAACGAACCAAACGUAAUAUGGAGGCUUUGAAUUAUAUUAAAAACGCCAAGAAGAAUUCUCUCAACAGCAUUCCCGAGAGAACAGAAGAACUUGUACGGAUCGCUGAGAAUAUGAGAACUAGCGAAGCAAGCAAGGUGCUGAGACUGGUAUAUAGUUCUGGCCAACGACAAUCUGGUUCUGGUUCCUUGGAGGAUAUAAAAGUUUCGGGAUCAUCCUCAAACCCGAAGGGUUCUGGCUCUAAGAGUUCGGAAGCCAAAAGUUCUGAGGCCAAGAGUUCAAAUACUAAAAGCUCGGGGAAGACUCCGUCGUCUGAGGGUGUCUCUACCGGCAUGUCUAAAACGAAGACUUCUACAGCGUUUUCUGAAGUAACCGAGGAGUCUAAAAUCAAUGCUUCUGCACAUGCAUCCGACCCUAAAGGCAAUGCAACUGGGGAGAUGACAAUUUAUCCCGAUAAGAAUUUACAUUGCGGCCCUGCCCAUAUUCAUAGUUUUCUCGAGCCUCCCGGCUUGAGGAUAUCUAUUGCCGAAGCCAAAUCCCUCGAAGAUCUACUACGAAAGUCCCUGAGAUACUUGCCUGAGGAACGCAGCACUGCUUCGGAGUUAUCGAAACACACUUGGCUCUCUGGUAUUUUUAAUGAGACCGAUCUAAAGCCAGCAUCAAGCACUAGUCCUGCCACCUAAUUGGGACCCGUCUUGCUUUCUGUCUUGGUUACAAAUUCUGAAAUCCAUUUAUUGUAAAUUUGCAACAUUACCACUUUCCCAGGUUUUCUCAUCCCAAUAUCACUUUAUUGUUGUUGAAUUGUGCGGGUUUUUUAGUAGAAAAAACUAUUAGUUAAUUUGGAUUUUAGUGAUUUUCCGGGCAGUGGUUGUUGUCAUUGAUGGAAUUUAAGGGUCCAUGGAAGAAAUGGCUUUUUUCAUGUUCUCUGGAUGAUUUUGAUUUUCUCCAUGCGCAGUUUUUCCAACCUUCUAGUUUUUUAUGGCCUUGA
Sclerotinia trifoliorum is the source of this 2826-nucleotide messenger RNA. Lineage: Eukaryota; Fungi; Ascomycota; Leotiomycetes; Helotiales; Sclerotiniaceae. The record is from the annotation of a GenBank genome assembly.